Saccharomyces kudriavzevii IFO 1802 is the source of this 5802-nucleotide messenger RNA. RefSeq names its product guanine nucleotide exchange factor DCK1 (gene DCK1). The transcript has a single exon. Gene Ontology annotation, molecular function: guanyl-nucleotide exchange factor activity; small GTPase binding. NCBI's taxonomy places the organism in Eukaryota, Fungi, Ascomycota, Saccharomycetes, Saccharomycetales, Saccharomycetaceae. The record is from RefSeq and is a predicted model, not a curated record. Gene Ontology annotation, cellular component: cytoplasm; plasma membrane. Bases 1 to 5802 code for a protein of 1933 amino acids. Gene Ontology annotation, biological process: small GTPase-mediated signal transduction.
AUGUCGCAACAAGAUUCCCAGCGCUGGCUGCCCACGGAUCGGCUAAUAUAUGGGGUGCUUGUUAAAUCAUUUCUUCCCCUAAAGAGGCAUCCUGAACUGGUAUAUGAAAGUAGCAAUUAUGCGAAUGUAUACGUGGGCGCAGAAGUUUACGUUUUCGAAGAAUCCAUGGAUAAGAAGUGGUGCAGGGCGUACCAAUGUUUGCGACCCUUUCCCGAGGAAUUUAUAUCGAAUAUGAAUUCAGCAAAUGAUGUUCUACCAGAUGUAAAACCAAAAGUAGUAAUCUUUCCAAGAAAAUUUGUUCACUUCGAAGCUGAAAAAGCUGUCAGCACCAUGCCAUUUUUCAAAGCACCGAGUGCGGAUGAUUUUGAACCCUUGAUUAGUAAAGAAUGCGAGUCUCGCUCAUUUUGUGACAGCCUAUAUGUUAGUUCUACCGAUGAUAUAUCCACUGGUAAGCCAAAAAAAGUACCGAGACCUCCGUUUCCUUUCUUCAGAUAUCAAAAAAGACCCUUUAAGGAUGAAAUGGGUCCUAUGCUAUCUCUUAUUUCUUCGCAUGUUUAUUCGAUGUAUUCAAUUGGGGAGUUUACGAUAUACAGGAAAAUGAUAAAGUUGUAUUAUGAUUUGGACACUAUACGAUUUAGGUUGUCAAUGGAUUUGACCACAGAAACCGAAAAAAUCAAUUUGAUAAGAGAAGCAACGUCCUUGAGAACGAAAAUUGCAAAGUUUUUGUCUUCCACAUAUAGGAAAAAUAAACUCAUUGCCAAUUCUACCCCAAGAAACCCUGAUCCAUAUGGCUUUGAAGGAAUCUUCGCCAGAGAUAUAAGUACUGGUGAAUUGCUUUCGUACGAUAUCGAUGAACUAAGGAUUUUGGUAUCAUCUUCAAUGCUUUGCGGCCUAACUAAUAACUUCCCUAUGGUAGCUGCGGUAGAGCCAAAGGGUGAAUCUUCAUCCAACGGAAUAUUCGGUACCGUUAGAUCAAGCAUUUUGGUUAACUUAAAAGAUCUGGCGUGGGAUCCAUCCAUAUCGAAUCCCAAAUACCAAGAGCUUUCCAUUUGUGUAUACUUGAGGACCCAAAAAGAUGUGCUCACUGAGUCAUUCACCAUGACAAAGUCGUCAAAUAUGGAAUCUGCGUUAGACGAAAUUCCUGCAAUGCUAUUUAAAAGCAUUUUAGAGACAAUAGUUCAGAAAAAUAAGAUAUACCUGGUGGUAGUUCUGAAGGAAUCAGUAGCAAUUGAAACAAAAAACCCUCCAUUAAUUUCAUCAUACAACAUAUCCACCCAACAGCCAAAUCCACAUUCCUCAUUUUCUCCAUUCAAUUCGCUUCUUGAAAGCAAGAUUGGUCAUGUAAAAAAGGGCUUGGCCGCGGGAGUGAUCGAUAUAUCUCCGGUGUUCAAAUUCUAUAAUGGUCCAUCUGUUGCAAAUAAAGCCCACAGAUUUAACCUUUAUCUUUAUAGCUCUGACUCUUCAGCUUCUAGUCAAUACUACAACCCUUCAAAGGAUACAGAUCUAGGUUGGGGCGAUUUGAUAAAUAAGAUCAUAAAAGAUUCUUCGGAAGGAAUCUUCGUUAAUCCCAGAGCGGUUUCAUUAUCGGUGACUGUUAAGGAAGUCAUAGGCAAAGAAGAAGCAGAGAAAUUACUUUCCACAUCAUUAGUACCCAUAAGAAGUAUCCCCACAUAUUUUUAUGACACCAUGUUUAGUCAAGCAGAAAUAAUUUAUUUGAAUUUGGGGAGAGUGUCUCUUUGCGGACUUGCAACGGCUGAUACAAAUAUAGAAAAUGUAACCGUUCAAAUAUCUUGUAGGAAUGAAAACGUAAAGUUUUGCAAAAACAAACUUGAAGAGGGAACAGGAAACUGGAAAUUUGUUUCAGUACGUCCAAACGAGAGCAUAGGCGAAUCAAUUAGAAUAGAAGGUGUAGAGAAUAUGAACGAGGACGAAACUUUAAGGGUACUCAUAUAUUUAAACGGAUUUCUAAUGGCAAAAUCAAAUAUACAUAUCAAGAAAAAGAAUGAAAUUAUAGAAUAUAGAAAAGGUACUAUAUUUCAGAUAAUGUCGUCUAAUUCGGUGCCCUUGAUUCAUUUAGAACUUGAGGCAUCGUAUUUUGGCCGGAAAUAUAAUAUUAAUCCAGCCAUUGCAGAUUUCUUAAUCCUCCAAACCAAGGAUGUUGAACUCGACCCAAAGCUCAAAAUGCAAUUUGCAGUUACACUGAGUAAUCUAAAUAGCAUUUCAUUCAACGAUCUACUAAAACAUUUUGACACCAUUUUAGCGCACUAUUUGUUUCUUCUCGAGUUCGUAAAUGAAGCCAUCGAUAAGAAGGGUCUUUCUUCAAGUUUACCCAACAUUUUAUUCAGUGAAUUUGUGAAGUUUCUGAAUUUAAUGUUAACCCAGCGAGAAAAUGCUAGAUAUUGGUUCAACAGGUUGUACAAAAAAGUUUUGUCAAGAGAGCUAGAAUGCCCUAAUGUUGCAUCAAUACUAAUAAAACACGUGACAAUUGUUUUCGAUAAAAGUCACUCUUCCUGGACUAGAACAGGAACAGCCGUUUGUCGAACCAUUCUAUAUCUAAUGGUACUGGCAAUCGGAUCGUCUCACUCAGAUGAAAUGCCUAAUUUCAACGGAUUUUUUGAAAGCUUGCACAAAUUUUUGAUGCUUUCUGAUGAGGCAAUUGUGGUGGAUCAGAUUUUAUUAAUAGAAAGCCUUCCUUUUAUGAUAGAGACCAUGACUAAUCAUUGUGACGUGGAAGAUUUGGUUCGUUUUGCAAUUGAAAUAUUUCAAUGUUGUCAAGAUAAAGAAAAGGUUCAAAGAAUAUAUUCCAAAACUCUCUCAGUCAGAGAAGAAGAGUAUUUGAAUGCAAAGUUUACUUGUCUUCUGAAGUUAAUCAAGAAGAAGAUUUUGCAAAAGUACUUACUCGCUGCGGAGUCUUUAGAUAAAUUGAGGUUACGAUUUUUAUCUAAAUCUCUUGAGUGGGUGCUCAUACCAUAUGCUCCAGAUGAGGAAAAACGCUUUCAUAUAGAAUCCUUGCGCUUAGCUAAUUCCAUUUUGAUAACAAUAAUCGAGGACUACAAAUUUGAUAUACUGCAGAGGAACUUGAUAAGAUUGUUACCAUAUCUAUGUAAGUCCUUUAUUCAUUUAAGAAGGUACUGUAAGAAAGCACGUUUAAUGAGGCCUCGAAGAGUCUUUACCAUGCUUUUUCCCAAUGUGGUACCGUGCAAAUACAUUCCCGUCGAUUCAAUCGUGAAUGAUGAAGUAAUUGUAGAAGUUCUUCUUGAACUGGCUAUUAUAAUCUGUGAAAUAGCAAAAAUUGCAUCAUGCUCAUUUGCCUCAUACCAAUCAUUCAAGGAAAUUGUAAGCUUGUGUGAUAAAGACACUCUUUUUCAAUCCAUCUUCUAUUUACAAAAUUUGACGAACGAACAUGUUUACACAAUAACUAAGACAAUUUUUUUGUUUUUCAAACAAGAUUGGUUCCCAGGGAUGAAGUGGCUUGGUGUAUCCGCUUUGUUAGGAAGAACUUCCUUAGUGCUGCUUAAUUUAUGCAAGGACUACAUCAUCGAAAAUAACUCAGCUUCUUUAUCUAGUCAGUCUGAGAAGCGGAUUGACAUGCGGCUUUGGUCAGAAUACGUCAAGGUAACAUUACUUGUUUCAAAUCACAAAAGUGCGUCUUUAACAAAAUUAGCUAUUACACCGCGCAAAGCAGUUUAUUUGAUAUCGGGUGACCUAAAGAAGAUCUCAGCAUAUAUACUAAAUGACUGUUGGGAUGCUUUAGCCUUUGGGCAUUAUAAUGCCAGCUAUGCUAAAAAAUAUGGUUUAGGGGCCUUAAGUGAUUGCCAAUUUGAACUGUUCGUUCACAAUCAAUACUUAAUACGUGAGAUUUUCAUUUUUGGCUUUCAUAGGCAUAUUGAUGCCACCCGAAUUUGUUGUAAAAUAUUAUGGGGACUAGGGUUAAACUUUUGGAGGAUAUUUGGAUCCCUACAGCCAGCGGUGAAUUCAUGUAUUCCGGAGCUAUUCAGUGCAUAUCAAAUAGGGAAGCUUCGCUUGAAUGACUAUGAACUGGAGAGAUUUGUUUCUUGCUUAUUUUUCAUGAUACACGUUCCUGAGUCAGAUACAUUUUUCCCUGCUUGUAUGGACUUCUUAAAAGAUCUGCUUGGUUUUUUGCACAUUGUAAAUGAAAUCUACAAAAUUCCUAAUCAAGAAGAAUUUGAUGACGAUCGAACUGCGCGUCACAUAGAGAUGUUUGAGUAUUUGUUAGAAGCGAACAGGCCUGAAUCUUUCCAUAAAAUGAUUUACGAUCUCUUUAUUCAUUUUGUCCAGAAAAAGGACUUUGUUCAGGCUGCCUUAAGUCUGGAACUUUUGGCAGGUACAUACGCAUGGGACUCUAAUGAUACUCUUGAAGCAAUAUCUUUCCCGCCAUUACCAGAGCAGUCGUCAUUUGAAAGGAAGGAGUAUCUUUUAAAGGAAUCCGCAAGAAACUUUUCGAGGGGUCAAAAACCAGAAAAAGCUUUAGCGGUAUACAAGGACUUAGUAAAAGCUUACGACGAGAUCAACUAUGAUUUAAAUGGGUUGGCUUUUGUGUAUGACCAAAUAGCUGGUAUUUACACUAGAUUGCAAUCUAUUGAUAGAUUGGUUCCAACGUAUUUCAAAGUUUCUUUCAUGGGAUUCGGCUUCCCAAAGUCUUUGAGAAAUAAAUCAUUUAUUUUCGAAGGCCUCCCUUUUGAACACAUAACAUCCAUGCACGAUAGGCUUUUAAGAAGCUACCAUGGAUCAAACAUUGUGCACUCUCAAGAAGAAGUAGAUAUGUUAUUAAUGAAUCCUCCCAUGGGUAAAUACAUUCAUGUGGCUUCUGUCGAACCCUGUUUAAGUAUCUCCGAUAAUUACAACAGUAGCGACAGAAAAAGCUCAAUUAACAAUAAAGUACGCAUGUAUAUCGAGAAUAGAAACCUGAGGACCUUCAGUAACUCUCGACGUCUUCCAGGAGCAAAGGGUGUUACCGAUUUGUGGGUGGAGGAGUAUACCUAUCAUACGACAAACACAUUCCCAACACUGAUGAACAGAUCAGAAGUUGUCAAAGUCACCAAGAAAAAGCUUUCACCGCUUGAAAACGCAAUUCGCUCUUUGCAAGUCAAGAUACAAGAACUAUAUGGGCUUGAAAACAUGUGCCAUAAAACUUUAAAAGACCACGGCGAUGUGAACGAUCUAUUUAGCGAACUUUCGACAAAUAUUACUGGUACAAUAUCAGCACCGAUUAAUGGAGGUAUAUCACAGUAUAAGGCGUUUCUAGGAAAUCCUACAUCCAAGGAGUUCAGUGCUGAGGAUUUGGCGAGACUAACGCUAGCCUUCGACGAACUUGUUGCGGUACUAGGUCGCUGCCUGGCGUUACAUGCUGAGUUAUUGCCUUCGAAGGAACUAAAGCCAUCGCAUGAUCUUCUGGUGAGACUUUUCGAAGAGAAUUUUGCGGAAGAGAUAGAGAGAUACGGCCGCACUAACAAUGAGGCCAUUCGUGGCCGGGAUCAAAAGAUGGCGGCUCGAAUAAUUUUGCACAGAAACACUUCGAAAAAAGCUAGCUUGACGGGCAGGGACCACCAAGCCUCUGGCUCUAAUCACAGCCAGUUUGUACUGGAACACAGCGACUCAUUUGGUCCCAACAGCUUACUUUUUGGAAGAUAUUUAUCGAGAACAUUGUCUCACUCGUCUACCACGAGUAGUUUAAAUAAAAGUGGAAUUGGUUCAACGACUUCUAGCACCUUUUUAGCGGGGUCACAGCCAAAUCCCAGUACAGAACCCCAACACAAGCAUGAUUUUUCGCAUUUGGAAUAA